Talaromyces proteolyticus is the source of this 2409-nucleotide messenger RNA. RefSeq names its product fungal-specific transcription factor domain-containing protein. Gene Ontology annotation, cellular component: nucleus. Gene Ontology annotation, molecular function: zinc ion binding; RNA polymerase II cis-regulatory region sequence-specific DNA binding; DNA-binding transcription factor activity, RNA polymerase II-specific. The transcript has 7 exons. NCBI's taxonomy places the organism in Eukaryota, Fungi, Ascomycota, Eurotiomycetes, Eurotiales, Trichocomaceae. The record is from RefSeq and is a predicted model, not a curated record. Gene Ontology annotation, biological process: DNA-templated transcription; positive regulation of transcription from RNA polymerase II promoter by galactose. Bases 1 to 2409 code for a protein of 802 amino acids.
AUGGCCCGUCGGAAAGUAGCUCCAGAAAAUCGGAUCCGGGCCGCGCAGGCAUGCGAAAACUGCAAGAGGAGGAAGCAAAAGUGCAACGGUACUAUCCCCUGUUCCAACUGCAGCAAGCGUCAGGUACAAUGUUUGUUCUGGCACCCAGUCCCCGCGACCGGAACGACCGCAGUGACGAGCAAUGCGCCGCCAGAGCAGCGGGAUUCCAAGAAGCGAACCCUGAAUAAGGCGCAAAGUAGUUCGGCCACCUCAAGGCGAUUAGCGCAGUCCACGCCGGACACUGCUUAUCGGGAUCAAAACAUCUCCUUCUCUGCCUUGGACAGCACAACGCUACCGAACCAUGUCGCGCCCUCGGGGAAUCCUGCGCAUCGUUCACCUGCGCAGCGAUCACAGCCUCCUCGCGACCCCUUUCCAGUUAUGAGCACGGCCAAUGGCAGUCUGCCGCAGGUCGACCAAAGCGGCAGCUCCGAGGAGGCGGAUGAGGCUGAAUUGCAGGGCAUGUCGCGCAUGCUGAACGAUGGAAAAGGGAGAAUGCUUUAUAUCGGCGAUUCUGCCCCAUUAUCUUACCUGCAGACUAUUCGACAGCUUGUGAGCAGCGUGAUGGGAACUUCGGCAUUGACUGUCGACCCGCAUCGGCACACCAUCCUUGAAGCUUCCGUUCAGACACCUCCUACUUAUCAACAUACAUAUACGCUUCCGGAUCGAGAAGCCGGACUUUUCCUUGUAGAAUCUUUCUUUGUAAAUACGAAAGGGAUGCUGCAUCUGUUUGAUGAGCGAUCUUUCAAACAACGAGUGGAACGAACAUAUCAAAAUCCGCUAGCUGCAGAGCAGUCUUGGAUGUGUAUUUUAUACCUCGUUUUUGCUGUGGGUCUUCAACUCAGAUCCGCCUCUCCACGACCAUCCGAGAAAGAGGCCGCUAUCCUCAAACGCUUAUUAUCCGACAAAUUGGAUCGCGGCGAGGUGUUUUAUCUAGGUGCCAGACAUCUCAAGGAUUCCGCGUCGGGCAUUGAAGAUGGCGAUUUUGCGUCUAUUCAAGCCUUGCUGCUCAUGACCCUGUAUAUGUUGUCUGUUGGAAAGCGAAAUACAGCCUGGGCAUAUAUCGGCAUGGCGGUCCGUUUAUCUUAUGCGUUAGGGCUGCAUAGAGUUGAGACACAGCGUGUCUAUGAUGAGUCGGAAAGGACGUCUCUGUCUGUUCCUAGAAUUCUUUUAUGGCGCAGUCUUUAUGUGAUGGACCGGUUUUUGGCUGCAUGUCUAGGUCGACCAACAGCGAUCCAAGAUGAAGAGAUCUCCGAGGAGCUGUUUCCUUCGAAUGAGGAUAUACGAACGGCUCCUAGCCUAUUCGAUAAUUUUGAAUUCGAGGCUCUCUCUGCGUCUAUGCGAGCAGCCAAGAUAUUAGGCACUAUUCUGCAUCAAAUUUACCGAUCUCGCAAAGUCUCGCUUCAGAUUGCGCGAAACAUUGCCGUAAGUAUUCAUGAGUGGACCCAAUCUCUCCCAGAGAUCUUGCAGUGGCGGCCAACACCAAUUCCACAUGAUGACCCUGGAAAAGCCAUGGGCCAGCUGCAUCUGUGGAUGACGUAUUUUAGCACUAUAAUUCUUCUAACGCGCCCGUUUUUACUCCUUCAUGUCAAGAAAGUGAUUGCCUAUCAGCAACGAUCGAAAUCACAAGCCUCGCCUGAAGCGGUUGCGAACUCGCCCGCCGAGAGUCGAGUAGCGGGCAAUCCAGAACUACACAAGUACUCUGCUGCAUGUGUUCGUUCAGCGACACAUUUAAUUCGUGCGGUGCAGACGAUUCGCGUAAAGGGUUGUUUACCAAGGAGGGACCCAUUCAUCAUAAACUGGAUGUUCAUUGCAGCCCUCAUAGUAUUGACAAAUUCUCUUUUCAACGUAUAUGAAAACCCUGAGAACGACUCGAUAGCACAAAUUGCUGUUCUGCUACACCAACACUUUGGCGAGUGCGAUCCGUUAGCCGCACGUUACCAACAGAUUCUGAAUUCUUUUCUCAAGACGAUAUCCGAUUACCGAUAUUCAGCAUCAACACCCACGAAAGGAUAUGGCCAAGACCCAAUCGAGAACCUCUUUUCGGGUAAAUCCAGCAUGAUGCUAGAGAUGGCCCAAGACCAAGUCACUACGGACUAUGCAAAUCAGCCGCAACCACCGAUGUGGAACUGGGCAACUAAGCUGCCCUCGACAGAUAUGUUACCUGAUAUCACAGCGGCAGGCUUGACCGUCAACGAUCUAGGCGACAGCGUUGAAGGUCUUGUCUAUCCGGGUUCAGAAGAGCUGCUCGGCCCGGAUCUCGGGCCGAUUAUGGAAGAAGUCAUUCACUUCGAUACCCUUUGGCCUUUCAACCAAGACACUGGACUCUAUCAAGGAGAUAUACCGAUGUACGGAACCAGUAAUUACUUGUAA